Neopelma chrysocephalum (saffron-crested tyrant-manakin) is the source of this 1692-nucleotide messenger RNA. It is a transcript of the gene NEGR1, whose product is annotated as neuronal growth regulator 1. The record is from RefSeq and is a predicted model, not a curated record. NCBI's taxonomy places the organism in Eukaryota, Metazoa, Chordata, Aves, Passeriformes, Pipridae. Gene Ontology annotation, cellular component: neuron projection. The transcript has 7 exons. Bases 154 to 1212 code for a protein of 352 amino acids.
GGGCGCGCUGCCCUCCUCGCUGGAUGCUGCGGCGGCCGCCCGGGAGCAGCCGCGCUCCGCUCCCGGUCCCCCACCGCCGGUGCCGACCAGGGGCCGAGCUCGCCGGGAGCAGCAGCGCUCGGUCUCCGCUGCCAGAACCAGCGCGGCGCGGAGAUGGUGCCGCUGGUGCGGAGCGCCGGGGGCUCCCACCAGUGGCUGGCGAUCGCUUUCCUCGGCCUUUGCUCGUUCCUUCCUCCCGGGAGACUCGCUGCGCCGGGCGGAGACUUCCCCGGGGCUACCGUGGACAAUCUGGUGGUCAGGAAAGGGGACACGGCGGUGCUUAGGUGUUACUUGGAAGAUGGAGCCUCUAAAGGUGCCUGGCUGAACCGGUCAAGCAUUAUCUUUGCUGGCAGUGACAAGUGGUCGGUGGAUCCCCGGGUUUCCAUCGCCACAGCCAACAGGAGGGAGUACAGCCUGCAGAUCCAGGACGUGGAUGUGACCGACGAUGGGCCCUACACUUGCUCUGUGCAGACCCAGCACACCCCCAGGACCAUGCAGGUGCACCUAACUGUGCAAGUGUCUCCCAAGAUAUUCCGCAUCUCCAGUGACAUCAUUGUGAACGAAGGCAACAACGUGACCCUGGUGUGUCUGGCCACAGGGAAGCCGGAGCCUUCCAUCUCCUGGAGGCACAUCUCCCCGUCUGCAAAGCCCUUCGAGAGCGGGCAGUACUUGGACAUCUAUGGAAUUACAAGAGACCAGGCGGGGGAAUACGAAUGCAGCGCAGAAAAUGAUGUCUCAGUCCCAGACGUGAAAAAAGUAAAAGUCACAGUAAACUUUGCCCCCACAAUUCAGGAACUUAAAUCCAGCGGUGUGGUGCUUGGAGGGAACGGCCUGAUACGGUGCGAAGGUGCAGGAGUUCCUGCCCCGAACUUUGAGUGGUACAAAGGAGAGAGGAAACUGAUCAAUGGUCAACAAGGAAUCACUAUUAAAAAUUAUAGUACAAGAUCACUUCUUACUGUUACCAAUGUGACAGAAGAGCACUUUGGCAACUAUACAUGUGUCGCUGCCAACAAGCUAGGGACGACCAAUGCCAGCCUGCCUCUCAACCCUCCCAGUACAGCCCAGUAUGGGAUCACCGGUGAUGCCGAAGUCCUCUUCUCCUGCUGGUACCUUGUGUUGACACUGUCCUCCCUCAGUAGCAUAUUCUACCUGAAGAACAUCAUUCUGCACUAAAUGUAAAGACCAUAAAAGGCUUUUAAGGAUUCCCUGAGAGUGCUGAUGACUGGCUCCAAUCUGGUAGAGUUUGUUAAAAGCAGCGUGGGAUAUAAUCAGCCGUGCUUACAUGGGAAUGAUCGCCUUCUGUAGAAUUGCUCAUUAUGUAAAUACUUUAAUUCCCCUCCUUUUUUUUUGAUUAGCUGCAUUACCUUGUGAAGCAGUACACAUUGUCCUUUUUUAAGACGUGAGAACUCUGAAAUUACUUUUAGAGGAUAUUAAUUGUGAUUUCAUGUUUGUAAUCGACAAGUUUUCAAAAGCAUUCAGUCAUGGUCUGCUGAGUUGCAGACUGUAGUUUACAAAAGAAAAAAGGAUAUUGCAGUAAAAAUGUGCUUCUUUAAGGCUGCAAUACAAACAUUCAGUUCCCUUCUCAACCACCAUUCUCUCCACAUUUACACAGAAGCAUUUGUUCUUUUUUGAGUAAAAAAAAAAAUCAAAUAA